AUGGUGAGGAGCCCGAAUGAGGUCGAACGGAUUCGCCAAGAGAUGCGUGCCGAGGAAGUGGAGCGCUUGAACGAGCAAAAAUGGCAGCUGCAAAUGAAACGCAAAGAGUGGGAUGUUUUCCCGAAACCGCCCACACUAAAGGAGUGCUGGCUGGCACAUCUGUCAAUGCUGACUGGGGGAGGUCGGGGACUCUCGGGGAUCCGACAAGAUUUCAGGAAGAAAAAGCGGGUUGUCGACAAAGACAAUGUGCGCGUAUACUUGAAGAAUAUGCCGAAAAAUCGAUACAAAGACGUGCCAUGCCUUGACGAGACGAGGGUCAUCCUGAAAGAUUGUGACAACGACUACAUACACGCGAACUAUAUGUGCACUAAACGGUACGCCGAGGAGGUGACGCGCUUCAUUUGCUGCCAAGCACCGAAGAAGGAGACGUUGAUUGAUCAUUGGAGAAUGAUCGAGCAAGAAGGGGUGGAGGUGAUCCUGAUGCUGUGCGACUACAAACUGGACGGGAAGGAAAAGUGCGCCGAAUACAUCCCGACCGCCGAAAAGCCGGAGAUGACAUUUGGCCCCUUUACAAUCAAGCUGAAGAAUACGGACAAGGUAAAAUGGGAGUGCGAGACGGCGGCCAUCGUCAACAUCUCGACCCUAGAAGUGCAUAAGGAAGGCAAGGUGUUGACAGAAGCUUUUGCCAAGACGCGAAACCCCAUGGGCCGUAAAUAUUGGCCGCCGAUCCUGGUGCACGACAGUGCCGGAACCGGCUGGGCGGCCGUCGUCGUGUUGGCUAAGAUGUUUCUGGAAGGGAUCCGAAAGAGCAUGGGCAUGGGCGGGUACCUGGAAUGUCUCCUCAGCGACGUGCGAGAGCACCGGGCCAAUGCCAUCGAGACCGAGGCGCAAUACCUCUUUUUGCACAAGGUCCUCAUCGACCAUUUGGCGGAGGUAAUCUACGCGAAGGGCCAGAGCGAUGUCGGCCGAUUCAAAUACGAGUACAACGAAUUCCUCAAAACCCUGAACGGCGAGAAGAAGAUCCCGGAGGAUUGGCGA
This is a messenger RNA of Mesorhabditis spiculigera, 1038 nucleotides long. NCBI's taxonomy places the organism in Eukaryota, Metazoa, Nematoda, Chromadorea, Rhabditida, Rhabditidae. The record is from the annotation of a GenBank genome assembly.